UGACAGUUUAAACACCAUCUAUCCAAGGCGCGUCGUACGCACGGUCUCCACAUGAAGAUCACGGUGCAUACGUCCAAGGCAGUCAAGCCCGCCUACGGCGGUGGCAUCGGCGGCGACGCCACCGCCGUCCCGCUCACGGUGUUCGACAAGGCCAACUUCGACCAGCACAUCUCGGGCAUAAACUUCUUUCGCCAGCCGGCGCCGCCCAACGCCGCACUCGCGGCAGGGCUCGCCAGAGCGCUCGCCGAGUACCGCGAGUGGGCUGGGCGGCUCGGCGUCGACGCCGCCGGCAGCCGCGCGAUCCUGCUCAACGAUGCUGGCGCGCGGUUCGUCGAGGCGACGGCCGACGUCGUGCUCGGCGACGUCAUGCCGCUGGAGCCGACGCCCGACGUGCUGCGCCUGCACCCGGACGGCGACGGCGCCGAGGAGCUGAUGCUGGUCCAGGUCACGCGGUUCAAGUGCGGCUCCCUUGCCGUCGGCCACACCAUACACCACGCCGUCGCCGACGGGCGCGCCGCCUGCAACUUCCUCCUGGCCUGGGGCCAGGCCACCCGCGGCGCCGCGUUCGACCCCGUCCCGGCGCACGACAGGGCGUCCCUCUUCCUGCCCCGGCAGCCGCCGCGGGUCGCGUUCGAGCACCGCGGCGUCGAGUUCAAGCCCCGUGAAGAGAAGAAGCCCGGCAGAAGAAGCGACGUCGCCGUCGUCGACAACGACGACGAGGUGGUUGUCCAGAGGGUGCGCUUCAGCCGGGAGUUCGUCGCCGAGCUGAGGUCGCGGGCGUCGGCGGGGGCGCCGCGGCCGUACAGCACCUUGCAGUGCGUGGCGGCGCACCUGUGGCGGUGCAUCACGAAGGCACGCGGCCUUGACGCGCGCGAGAUCACCAGGCUCUGCGUCGCCGUGGACGGGCGCAUGCGCAUGCGCCAUCCGCCGGUGCCGGAGGGAUACACCGGCAACGUGGUGCUCUGGGCGCGGCCGGCCGCUGCCGCCGGGGAUCUUGUGUCCAUGCCGCUCCGGCUCGCCGUGGAGCUCAUAUCCCGGGAGGUGGCGCGCGUCGACGACAGCUACUUUAGGUCGUUCAUCGACUUCGCCAGCUCCGGGGCGGUGGAGGAGGAGCGGCUGGUGCCGUCGGCGGACUCGUCGGAGACGGUCCUGAGCCCGGACGUCGAGGUGGACAGCCUGCUCCACGCCCCGUUCUACGACCUGGACUUCGGCGGCGGUCCGCCGUUCUUCUUCAUGCCCAGCUACCUGUCAGUUGAGGGCACCGUGUUCAUUGUCCGGUCUUUCUCCGGCGACAGAAGCAUGGACGCCUACGUGCCUCUCUUCAGACGCGCCAUGGACACCUUCAACAAGUGCUGCUACUCGCUGGCAAUGGCGGACGCACGUCUUUAGGGGAAUGAAAUGGAACCCAUCUGAUCUGGUGCUUGCUAGUCUGCUUGCUCUUGCAUCCAUGGCCGAUCGAUCGAAUUGUUGUAAGAAACAUAUGUUGUGUGUUGAUCUUUAAAUUGUCGAAUUUGCUAUAAUUCGUGG
Molecule: messenger RNA, 1527 nt
Organism: Setaria italica (foxtail millet)
Lineage: Eukaryota; Viridiplantae; Streptophyta; Magnoliopsida; Poales; Poaceae
Product: agmatine coumaroyltransferase-2
Exons: 1
Coding region: 52-1389 (445 amino acids)
Molecular function (GO): acyltransferase activity, transferring groups other than amino-acyl groups
Source: RefSeq, a predicted model, not a curated record